Molecule: messenger RNA, 1184 nt
Organism: Ceratitis capitata (Mediterranean fruit fly)
Lineage: Eukaryota; Metazoa; Arthropoda; Insecta; Diptera; Tephritidae
Exons: 2
Source: RefSeq, a predicted model, not a curated record
UUGUGCAAAAAAAAUCAGCAAUUCAUUUUAAUUUUUGUACUGGUAUUAACACAUUAAUAAAUUAAUUAAUUAACGCAAAUAUCUCUUUAGCGCGACCUACAGUCUCUGAAGUUAUAAUAGAAAUGCUAAAGGCUUUUGAACGUUUGAAUGGUACAUGCCGCAUAAUUUUAGGAACGAACGACAGUAGAAAACGAAGAGCUUGUGGCCGUGUGCACCGUGUUUCAGGCAUUUCUGGUUGUAAAAUCCAUUGGUCAUCACUUAAUUUUUUAUUUAAUUUCCGCUUGCAAAGAAACUUGCCUUUCGGUUUAAUUCUGACAUUUAAACCAAUAAUCGGAUGUGUAACCCUUUCAACAGAAUUUUGUCGGUUUCAAUUCUAAUUUUAACAAUAAUGUGUUUCUGUAGCACCCCUGAAUAAUUUCAACAAACCUGGACAUUACACUGGAUUGCAACGAAAAUCUUCUUUAAACAAAAAUAUGAUCUCAAUGAAGUUUUUAAUAUCCUUAAUUUAUAUCUGUUUUUUUUUGUUAUCACGUAUAUAUUGCUUAAAACAUUUUAAUUUAAUAGCCUAAAAUAAUCAGUCUUAUGUCGAAUAUAUUGUAUACAUCUUCGAUGACGAUCGUCAAUGGCCAUAAGAGCGCAUCGUCUCGUCUUUUCGCACCUUCGGUAAGCUUCGUGAGUUUUGGAGUCGGCACUGCCAGCGCUUCAAACGGAGCUGGCAGAGGGAAAAAUACCUUUGGCACAAGACAGCACCGAGUGUAAAGCGCUAUUGAGUUUAGGAGCUUUGUUGCCGUCGGUACCAAGCAAAGCGAAUCUUAUGUUUUGCGGUAACCAAGACACUGUUGGAGUGUUUCGAGUGGCUUGUUUUGUCUUAAUAGAAAUUGAUGCAUUUGAGACGACUGUAAAUAAACCCGCCGGAUCAAAGGCUGUCAAAUGCCUAUUUUUUUUAUUCGAGCAAACAACGCCAACAGAAACAACGGUAAAAGAAAGCAACAUGCAAGCAGAAGACUCUCAGCAGUACUCAGCUAGCGCUAAACAGACGACGAAGUCGACAGAGAAACAAGAGAGAAAAGGUAACAACAAGCAAACACCCAGCAGGAAAUCGCCCACCAUUGCAAAUGAAAAGGAACAGGCAAGCGGCAAGGCCAAUGACAUAAAAAAGAAUACAAUAAUGCAGACAGGACUAG